This is a messenger RNA of Eriocheir sinensis (Chinese mitten crab), 804 nucleotides long. Its product is annotated as fibrinogen silencer-binding protein-like. The coding region runs from base 118 to 804 and encodes 228 amino acids. The transcript is spliced from 4 exons. The record is from RefSeq and is a predicted model, not a curated record. Lineage: Eukaryota; Metazoa; Arthropoda; Malacostraca; Decapoda; Varunidae.
ACAAAUUCAAAUUAAACAAUUAUGAAAAAAAGAAAAAUGAAAAAGAUAAUGCAGAGUGCCGAUAUGAAUGCAUAUUCCGCCAUCACAACAACGCGCGCGCACGGAAGCUGAUCGACAAUGGACCGCGCUGCACCACUUUCGUCAAGGCAGAGGAGAGUCCUGGUGCAGCUAGUGGAGGAAAGGCCUGUCCUUCAAGAUAGGUCAACCAGCACUGCGGUCCAGCACAAGAAGAACUUGGCGUGGGAUGAGAUCGCCAAAAACUUCAACGCCAUGCACCCUGAUCUGGAGCCGCGAUCAGUUCAACAAUUGAAAAGAAGUUUCAACCGCAUCAAAUUGAAUGUGAAAAAGGAAGAGAGAGCCUACAAGCUGAAGGUGAAGAGGACUGGUGGUGCCCCUCCUCCAUCACCUCCCAAGUUUACAGAAGAACAUGAGACUGUUGCCUCCAUGAUCUCUGGAGAACUCAACAUGGGCGAGGAUGUCUUUGACACUCUUGCCAUUCAAGAUGGGCAUCCAGUGGAUGAGGCAGGCACUCCCAUCAUGGAUGUUACUUUCACUGUGAGUGGAAAACUGCCACCGACAGAGGUCCCCUCUGCUACUUCUGCCGCUGAAUGUGCUGAAGCACCUGCACCUCCUAGUGCUUCUACAUCUUUCCAGCCAGAAGCUUCAUCCUCUGCAUCCACUGCACCAUCACUAACUACAUUUACAUGUAAUGUGGCCUCCUCUUCUUCUGGUGCCCCACGGCAGAGGAAGAAAUUUGAUGCAGAGUACCAGGCCUGUCGGAAGCAGCAGGAUGACAGCAGCUAG